Messenger RNA from Drosophila ananassae, 7187 nucleotides. Its product is annotated as endoplasmic reticulum aminopeptidase 2. NCBI's taxonomy places the organism in Eukaryota, Metazoa, Arthropoda, Insecta, Diptera, Drosophilidae. Gene Ontology annotation, molecular function: metalloaminopeptidase activity; zinc ion binding; peptide binding. Gene Ontology annotation, cellular component: cytoplasm. The record is from RefSeq and is a predicted model, not a curated record. The transcript has 12 exons. Gene Ontology annotation, biological process: peptide catabolic process; proteolysis. The coding region runs from base 1162 to 4428 and encodes 1088 amino acids.
UGUGUGCUUUAUCUUUCGUCUCUGCCAUUCUCCAAUUUGAAACGCCUUUAAAUCCGCUUCGCCUCUGAAGUUUCGGGUGCUUUUGGCCAACAAACCUUAACCACAAAUUAUGCCCGAAUGAUGCUCGACGGGCAGCCAACUUCAGUUUCAAGAGCCCCUUAAAGGCAGACACAAAUACGGACAUUACGUAUAUACGAGUAUAAUUCCAUAGAAAAGCCGGCAUUAGCAACUACAGAGUGAGAGGAGGGUCUCUCCGGCAAGAAAGAGAGAUGAAAACAUAUUUUGGGGGGUUGAUUUUUGGGCGUUGAAAGCGCUUUUCACUAAUUCAAUGCGACAUUGAAAAUAGCACCGCUGUCUGCAGACUCUGGGCGGCUAACGCAGACAGCGGGUGGGGGGCGCUGGUCGUCUGACUAGACCGAACCGGAAGGGCGUCAGCGUCUGGCGCUCAGCCAGCCCAAGGGAGUGGUAAAAGUGCCGGCAAAACGAAAGUGCUAUCCUGGGAGGAAUCCUGGAAGGGAUAGCUAUGACUGCAUAAAUUAUGUAUGUAUAUUUUUGGCUGCUCGAUUAUCAACUCGUCAAUGGCGCAACAUUUUUGGCAGUCAGUUUAUUGGGUAAAGGGUGCAACUAAAAGAGGAAACAAUAAUACACUCUACUGGGGAGAUACUUACAGAACUGAAACAGAAUAAAUAUUAAGAAAGGUAGAAGGAAAUCCAAUAUAAAUUGGCAUUCUUAAGAGGCCUGUUGGAGAAACCAUUCGAACGGAAUCAGAACAAACCCCUUUCUCUGACGUUAAUAAAAUAUGAAGAGCACGUGACUGCUGCCAGGAACAGGUCCUCAAAAUCAAAAUCCUGGACGGCAGGGAGGAGGAGUCUGGCAAAGGGUUCGACCUCGAUUAGAUUGGGUCAUAAAGUGAUUGUGAUUUUCGUUUUCUAGAGCAAAUAGCCCGGCAAUUAUUUGCGGCGUGUGUGUGUUGUUGUGAUUCCAAACGGGCUCGCUGCAGUUUCGAAUUCGAUUUCGAUUUCGAUCCGAUUUUCAUUUACGGCCACGGGUUAGCAAGCGUACGUAUUGGCCGGAAGACACAGAGACACCGGCCCCGUUAAGAUUUCGGUCGUCGGCGGGGGUCAGAGAGGCUCGAAGAUUUGGCGUCGCGAGAGAAUCGAGAUGACAAAUGACCCGGACCUCGAUGACUGUGCCUUUCUGUCCGGUGGCGAAUCAAGCGGCGGCCGCCAGACGCGAACCGGAGUGGCCGUCUGCUCCCAGCGGCGGGCCCUCCUUGUGGCCGGAAUCGUGCUCGGCUCGCUCCUGCUGACGGCCAUCAUCAUCGCCUACGCCGGACCGCAGAACGACUGCUCCUGCGGAUCGAAAACGGUGUCCGGAUACGAAUCGGAUGAAGAAAACAACACCACCCCCUUCAAUCCGAUUGCCACCAAUGGGGAGCCCUUCCCCUGGCUGGAAAAGAUGCUGCCCACCAGUGCGCGUCCCCUGCGCUACAUGGUCACCAUUCAUCCCAACCUGACGACCUUAGACGUGAAAGGUCAAGUUACCAUCGAUUUGCACGUGGAGAAGGAGACCAACUUCAUUGUGCUUCACAUCCAGGACCUCAAUGUCACCGAAAAGGCCAUUGUAACCCCCGGGCCCAAGGGCUAUGCCCUUAAGAUUGUCAAGGUGCUGGAGUUUCCGCCCCGUCAGCAGCUUUACAUCGAGGUGAAGGAGAAGUUGAAGAAGAAGUCCAAUUACACUCUCAACCUGCGCUGGUACUCCAAACUCAAUCCAGAGCCGGAGGGCUUCUACGUGGACCAGUAUGAGAGCUCCAACGGAGUGGAAAGAUUAUUGGCUGCCACUGUUUUCCGGCCGAACGGUGCGAGACGGGCUUUUCCCUGCUUCGAUGAGCCGCAUGUUCGAGCUCCAUUCCGUAUUUCCGUGUUCCGUGAUCGCUUCCACAUCGGACUGUCCAACUCCAUAGUGCACACCACCGAAGAUGUCGGCUUCUACAUGGGCACGGGACUGCUCCGCGACGACUUCAUUGAAACACCACCUCUGCCCGCCGACGCUGUGGCCUGGGUAGUGAGCGACUUCCAGCGCGAAUCCCUUCAGCCCUCCGCCGCCUACAUUCCGACGACAGCAGCCCCACCGGGCUCCGGCGUCGGGGGCAAAAAAUCCGCCCAGCUGAACAACUACACGCAGCUGAAAGGCAAGAACCCGCCGGUACGGAACAUCACUGCACUGACCCAUUCCCUGAAUGUGAACCUGACGCCGCGCCAGAACCUGAGCUCCAUUCAGGCCACCACGACGACAGCACUUCCAGUGAAUCUGAAUGGAAACGGAAAGCCCUCGAAUCUUACCUCGCUGUCCCAGUCAACGGGAUCCUCCAUAAAGCGAGCUCCUUCCUACACCUUCUAUGCGCCCAGAGAUCUGCUGGUUCGCUCCUCGUUUAUUCUGCACACAUCGCGGGAUGUUCUGGAGUAUCUGCAAACCUGGCUGGACAUAAGCUAUCCCCUGACGAAAGUGGACUUUGUGGCACUACCGUCGCUCGAUCGUAAUCUAAUAUCCUCGCUGGGCCUGGUGACCCUGAAGACGUCCUUCCUGACGGAUCCGCACUCGAUUACCUCGGAACAGUAUCAGUUCAGUGCCCUGCGCAUUGCCGAGGCUAUGGUGAGGCAGUUCUUUGGAGGAAUCACCUCCCGGAAAGUACUUAAGGACGUUUGGUUGUGGGAGGGGCUCAUCCAAUACCUGGGUAUUCAUGCCCUGGCCCCACUUCAGGACAGCUGGCCACUGCGGGAGAUGUACUUGCUGAAAAUGGCCACCGCGGCACUCGAUAUCGAUGCCAUUCAAGGAUGGGACAGCAUUAUGAACGGCACCAGUCACGAUGGCAACAACGAGGAGUUCUUCGUCCAGAAGACAGCCGCCAUAUUUUCCAUGCUGCACACGGCCAUUGGGGAAGAUCGUUUCCGUGGGUGCCUGGGCACUUUCCUCAAGGUGAAUCGUUUCAAAACCGCCGAACCCACUGAUCUUUGGACCAUUUGCACUAAGAAGGCCAACGGAUCAAAGAACAUCAAGGACAUGAUGACGUUGUGGACACAUCAACCGGGAUUCCCGCUUCUCACCGUCACCAAAAUGGGCAAUAGCAUUUCCAUCUCGCAGAGACCCUUCCGGCCGGCAGAGUUCCUGGCCAUUCAUGACGAUUCCUACGACGGCAACAAUUACAACAAGACGACGGUCAAUGCCACGGAAAUCCCCAGCACAGUGGCGCCCUCUUCCCAUGGCAACAAGCACAAGACGCCACCUCAUAUGAAGUGGAUAUUCCCGGUCACCUAUGUCACCGAUAUAAAUAAUGUCAGCGAAACCCUUUGGAUGCAGAAUGUUGAUGUAACCUUCAAUGUGGCGGAGAAUGUCAAGUGGAUCAAGGUGAAUGCCAUACAGAAUGGAUACUAUCGAGUGGUCUACAAUGAUGACAACUGGGCGAGUCUGAUUGAAGAGCUUUCCAACAAUCCCAAACGGUUUACCAGCGAGGAUCGCUUGGGCCUCUUGUCGGACGCCUUCACCUUAUGCCACGCCAACCUGCUGCCCUGCGAGAUCACCAUGAACAUGAUCCAGUACCUGCCCAGCGAAACGCACUACGGACCCAUGGCCCUGGCCUUGAGGCAUCUGGAGAAAUGGCGACGCAUCCUCAAGUAUUCCGAAUGCUUCCUCAUGCUUAGUGAGUUUAUAAAGAUAAAGAUAACCACCGUGAUGGAAAAGGUGGGCUGGUCGGACGAAGGCGAUGUGGCCAUCAGGCUGAUGCGUCCAGAGGUUCUGCUAGCCUCGGUCCUGUGGGAGGACAUCAACAGCAUAACCAAGGCCAAGGACAUGCUUAACCAGUACUUGUACUACAAUGGCUCCGCGAUUCCCCCCAAUCUUAGAGAGGUGGUCUACACUGGGUCUAUCCUGUCAGGGGAGUACAUAUACUGGCAGCAUUGCUGGGAGCGCUUUGUGAACCUGCAACGCACCUCGGAAACUUUCGUCGAACGGAUGCAGUUGCUCCGUGCGCUGGGCAGAACCAAGGAUGCCUGGCUGCAGAACCGCCUGCUCUCGCAUGUCACGAUGCUGCCCACAGAGGAGGUGGUGCAGGUGCUCAAGGCCAUUGCGGGCACGCCCACGGGCGGAGCCAUGGCCUGCCGCUUCCUGCAGGCCAAGUGGUUCGAGCUGGAGAAGCGCCUGGGACCGGGCACGAUAAGUUUCGCCAAGGUCAUAUCCGCCAUCACCCAAUACGGGGCCACCAAGUUCGACUACGAUGAGCUGAAGUCCUUGGUGCAUCGCUUUGGACGGGGUCACGGCAUGUCGGUCCUCAACAUGACCCUGAGCAGCGUGGCCUCAAACGUGGAGUGGGUGGCCAGGUCGCAGACCUCGCUCUACAAGUGGGUGGAGACCAACCUGCACAAACAUCGAUAAAGGCCAAGAAGGAUAAGCAGGGACGCGAGAGUCCUCUUCAAACUCAUUUGUAAUUAUGUUCCUCUCAGACACGAAUCUUAAGUGGGUUUUGAUUUUUAUCGAGUUAACUAUGGAUCUAAAUGUGUACUCUUUAGCAUAUCAUUGACAGUUCGAUUGAUCUCCUUGGUUCCCUCGUUUCGUAGGUCUCCUAUAAGUUUAGUAUUUUAAAAGAAAACCCCUCCCCCUCACUCGCACUGUAAAUUACAAAUUGCUAUGAUCAAGCAGCUCUUAUAUAUGUGUAUAUCUAUCCCGUGGUGGCGGGAGUCCUUUUCUAGCACAUAUAUAUGUGUAUAUCUACAACUGAACAUAAGGAUCUAUCUAUAUAUGUAUAUUGUAUAUGUAUGUAUAUUUUACAAACCAACAGAAACCCAAAAACCAAACAUAUUUAGAGCAAUGAAUAUAAUUGUAGAGUGUAAGCAAAGAACAAAGAACAAACAUAUUUUUUCAUAAAACACAAAAACCAAAACCCUAAAAACCAAAACUCCCAACUCCCAGAUAUACUAAAAUCGCUAAAGGAUUAACUGUAUAGCAUAUGUAUAUUAGAUUUCGGGUGUGUGUCCGUGUAUGUGCGCAUCGAAGUAUCACAGAAUUCUUCCUUUUGUCCAAAAAGCAUAGUCUACUUAUCGCAACAUAAUGCAUCCCUCUAUAACGAUCUAAGGAUACUGCCUGACCAACACCAAAACACAAGUGUGAAAAAUAUUUUAUGAUCUAUAUUAGCUUCCAGCAUAGUAUUACAAUUAUCAUUUUAAGAUUGUUUCCAUUUCGAUUUAGAUAAUAUUUAACUAGAUUCUCUCUACCGGAAGUCUAUAAAGGUGAGACGGCCUUCAAGGUCAAUCCCAAUCGAACUCAGUUGAAUAACAAGUUUCAGCAGAGACAUCAACUGAUGCCACAUAUUUAAAUAGCAAUUCAGGCACGCGAAAAAUGUAAAUCUCUAACGACUUUUAAAUUUAAAUACUUUAACGAUAUCACAUGGCUGCCAUAGGUACUAGUCUUUAUUGGCAGAGUGGUCUUAGGUCAGGUGGGAACGUAACUUAGGCACUCGGGAUACAAAAUACAAUAUAGUCAUACCCCCAAAUGUACAUACAUGGCAUACAUGCUGUAGUUCUGCUAGAAGUGAAAAAAAAAAACAAAACCAAAAAAAUAUUAGUCUAACACUUUUUAUUUCCGCACCUAAACUGGCAAUCAGUUUACUACAUUCCGUAACUACGAUUUAGGUUUUCGUUUAACAAUAAGUGGUUCGCUCUUGUGUUUACCAUAUCGCCGCUUAUCAUUUAAUUAGUGUUAGAGCGUCUGUCCUAAAGAUAGUCCAAGGUGUUUGGGUAAACUGAGGGAAGCCUCCGAAACCGAAGCCUGGGGGCACCUGGCACGCCGGUUUGAUAUUAUUUAGCCGGCCAUAUAAACGUGUUUGAGUUGUGCCAUGGGCGGCAGUCCCCCGAUAAGAGAGUGCCAGAUUACAAAAAGAUUAGCACUGGGAUGGGUCAGGGGCGUAGCGACAGUAGGAUUCGAGAGGGUUAUGGCAGAAGAGCUAUAUUCGUAGUAGAAACUAUAAGCAGGCACUCAGUGGGAAAGCCAAGAGUAGUAUUAGUAACCCCUUUCGAACUACGCCCAUUCAGAUUCCCCCUCGAUCUUCGAUUGGUUGUCGAGCCUUCAACUAUUUUUGGCUAUGCUAAUUUGUAGAUUUGUAUUUGCAUCGGACCACUAGAAAUCUUUGAUUUGGGCUUCUACAGAAAACGUGAUUUUGGAUGGAAACGGAUGGUUUGCUUGGCUUAGACACACUCAAGACUAACUCAAAGAUACUCUCAAAGAUACAUACUUGCAACAAUGUCAAUCGCUCAGAUACCCCAGUAUAUACAUAUACGUGACAACAAAAAUAUUUAGAGGCAGACAAAGAGACGGGAGGAGAUACAAAAAUAAAAUGUAACUUUAUUAGCAAACAAAGGUAGAUCACAGAGAAAAACACACAAAAACAAGUUUUGGAGCGAUUUUACCGGAUUUUCGAUAAAUGUAUAACCAUACAAGCAACUAAAAUGAAUAAAGAAAAUAAACCCCAAUAGGAAUAAUAAAAUCGAAACACAACAAAUAUAAACAAAAACAAAAUACUCCAAGCCCAGGAGCAGAACUUGGAUGGAUUACGAGAAGAUUUAGAAAGUUUUUACGGAUCAACUGAAACAGAAGACUUCGCCUAAGUUCGAACUUUACAUUAUUUCAAUACCCAUUUCCUUGUCCAGUAUAUUGUAUGGUAUAAUGCAUAUCCGUCCACAGCUUUGAUUGACUUAUCACGUUUGGGUUCCAUUAAGUUCAUUGAAUUCAUCUGACCAACCUUCAACCUUAAACCUUCAACCUCCAACCUUCAGCCCAACCAGCCCGAAAAGCCCCUUAGACCUGGAGUUGGAGAACGGCAAAUGGCCUUUUUCGUUAGAUACCCCGAUUGAAAAACGAAUUCUAGUUAAUUUUAUUAGAUGAAAAUUUAUUUGAAAUCGUUGUAAACCUAUGAUAAAUUAUUAGUUACGCAUUGGCUAUCAGUUUUAUAUAAAAUUGGCGUAGGGAAAAUACAAAGUGUAUCUAUGGUAGAAAUGCAAUGGAAAGCAGGCAGAGCAACUCUUAAGACGUAAUUCUAAUUGUAUGCUAAUGAUAUAUACACAUCUAUACAUAAAUAUAUAUUUACAUAAUGUAAUUUAAGUCAACUGGGAAUAUUAAAUAAAAGCGAUAACUAAUCUGUA